GAUGCUGACAAGAAUGAUAAAUCUGUGAAGGAUCUCGUUCUCUUGCUCUUUGAGACUGCUCUUCUAACUUCUGGCUUCAGCCUUGAUGAUCCCAACACAUUCGGUAACAGAAUUCACAGGAUGCUGAAGCUUGGACUCAGCAUUGAUGAGGAUGCCGGUGAAGCAGAUGCCGACAUGCCACCUCUAGAAGAUGCUGAUGCUGAUGCUGAGGGCAGCAAGAUGGAGGAAGUUGAUUAAGUCUAACUCUAUUGUCUCUUACCAUUAUGAUUCCAGAACAAUCUUUUUUAUAUUUAGUGUUUGUUUUUAAAUUUUGUAAUAUUUGAACUUUUGUUAAGUGGGUGUCAUGUUAAAAUUUUUGUGAGUUUUUUAAUAUUUUAAAUAUUUGAUGGUUAGUAUGAAAAUUUGUAGUUAGUUUUAGUAAUCCUUUUAACUAGUAAAUGUGUGCCUUACUAGUUACUUUUAGUUUUUAUGCCACAAAAAAUUGAAUUAAUAAAAUUAAAAAAUAUUUUUAAAUGUAAAGUAAUAUAUUUUUAA
Messenger RNA from Vigna umbellata (rice bean), 534 nucleotides. NCBI's taxonomy places the organism in Eukaryota, Viridiplantae, Streptophyta, Magnoliopsida, Fabales, Fabaceae. The record is from RefSeq and is a predicted model, not a curated record.